GCAAAACCAAAUCGUGAUAGAUCUUGAAACUUUGCAUUGGGAUGAGGUGGUGCCAGCAGCUGUGAAGGUCUUUUUGAAACAACCACCAUCCAAUUACACCGAACGCAUUUAUCCCAACCCACACUUACUCCACACCCACGUCCCUGCGUCCUCGGAUGCACUGGUAGAUAAGGAGUAUAGGACCCUGGAUUGGGAACUGAGGGCAGGAAAGCUGGUCUAAUGGCCGCUGCACCCGAUCUUGCAGCCUUCCAGGAGGAUUCAUUUGAACCCAAGAACUGGAUAAAUGCUGCUUGCGACAAUAAACCAUCAGAGGAGUCCCUGGAGAGGUUUCUGACAGACCUGGAACUGCGCCUGCACUUGGCCGCUGAGGACAUUGAUGCCGCUCUGGAGAUUGACAGCACUCGCGCAUUGCAGCGCAUUCCUGCAGCAGUCCAGGAGGUCUCCCAUGUGAGGGGAGAUGUGACGGGCCUGAAGGCGGAUGUGAGCCGGGGCCUGGGCACUGUCAGUGCAGCGGCCAGCGCGGCGACCGGCAAUGUGGCGCUGAUCGUAGAGCUGGAACGUGUGAAGAACCGCAUGGAAGCCGCAUGUUCCACCCUCAAGGAGGCGACAGAGCUGAGCGCGCAUUUUACGCAAGUGGAGGCGGUGUUUGCCGAGGGCGAUCUGCAGCGCAUAGCAGCCACACUGGCCAGCAUCCGUCAGGGACUGGCGCUUGUGGGGGACGUCCCCGAGUUCAAAGGCGGCGCCGCUCGGCUUCAGGCAUUGGAGGAGCGGUUCCACCAGAACAUAGAGCCGGCAGUGAGCAGCGCGCUGGCCGCCCGCCAGGCCGAUCGGGUGGCCAACCUGGCAGCUCUCAUGAGCAGCCUGGGCCGCGAGUCAGAGCUGGAGGGCCUCUACGUGGCUGCGCGCAUGCCCAUGCUGCAGGGGCUGUGGGAUGGGUUCGAGGGCAGGGGCUUCGCCUCCUGGCUGCCAAGCUUCUAUGAGGGGGUGGCGAGCGCUGUGGGCACAGAAUCGAAGUGGUGCUCCAUGGCCCUACCGGACCUGCACCCGCGUCUGCUGCUCUCCCUACUGUCUGCUCUCUUCUCCAGGAUCAACAAACCUUUUCGAACACGCCUGGCGUCGGCCCUUGUGCAAGGCGGCGACAAGGGCGGGGAUGUUGUCAUGCUUCUAGCAAGCAUGCUUGAAGCAGCGCACUCAUUUGUCGAGGGACUGGCGCAGACUAUGGGGCAGGAGGGGGCAACCGGCAUCGGCUCCCUCCCUACCACGGUCUAUGCGCCAUUCCAUGCCCAGCUAGACAGGUAUGGCGAGCUGGAGGCAGUCAGCCUGGGGCAGGACCUAGCGGCCCCACAAAUUCCGAGCGCGACCGACGACGCCGAAGCGGCCGUGGCCGCAAUCGGCGCGGCGGCUGCGGCGGCCGAGGCGGCGGUGGCGGCGGCUGUGGAGCGGUGCCGCGCGGCCACCGGCCUGGCCGGCAUUCCCGAGCUGCAGCUCGUCGCCGACGAGGAGCUCGCGCAGUUUGUCAGCCGCCUCCAGGCGGUCCUACUGGAGUUGCGCAAGCACCACCUGCCGGCCGGCGGCGCAGCGGUGACAUCAUCAGAUGACAGCACAGCAGUUCUGCAGCUGCUGGGCGCAGCCGCCAACCUGGUGUCCAAGCUGGCGGCCUGUGAGGGCCAGCUACGGGCGGCACUCUCUGACCUCAGCAGGCUGAUUAGCUCGGUGGAUGCCGGCAAGCAGGCGCUGGACCCUGUCACGCUGCGCCUGCUGGAUUCAGAGGGGCGGAUGCUGCAGCAGCUGCAGUCCCAUCUAGCGGCUGCGGUGCUGGAGGACUACAUGGCGCUGCCGUCCGCGGCCGCCCGCUGCGCCGCAUUUCAGGAGACCGCUCAGGCGCUUGUGUAUGACGUGCUGGGGUCUCUGGAGGGCCUGGGUGCGCAGCCGGUGUGGGGGGCACGGGGGGGCGAGGGUGGCGGAGCGGGGGGCGGAGCGGGGGGACCGCUGCCGGCGUUCAGCGCGUACCCGCAGCAGGCGGUGACGGCGGCUGGCGAGUACCUGAUGAUGCUGCCGCAGACUCUGGAAGGGCUCCUCGGCGGCGACAGCGAAGCCGAGGAGGAAGCAGUCGACGCAGAGUGGCUCGACAGGGUGGCGGCAGGUGCCGCAGAGCUGUACGUGAGGGAGCUGGCGAAGAUCGCAGCACUGAGCGAGUCGGGUGCCGCCCAGCUGGCGGCUGACCUGGACUACUUCUGCAACGUGCUGGCUGCGCUCGGUGUUGCUGUGCCCCUGCAGCUCGUCACCUGGCAGGUGGCUGUUGGGUGGGAGGCAGCAGACUUCACAGCUUCUGCAGCAGCGGCGCUGGAUGAUCUGAUGGUGGACAGAGCCACACUGGAGCUCGUGGCAGCUGCAAGGGGCCUGCAAAUGCCUUAG
This is a messenger RNA of Coccomyxa subellipsoidea C-169, 2415 nucleotides long. RefSeq lists its product as hypothetical. Lineage: Eukaryota; Viridiplantae; Chlorophyta; Trebouxiophyceae; Coccomyxaceae. The record is from RefSeq and is a predicted model, not a curated record. Bases 220 to 2415 code for a protein of 731 amino acids. Gene Ontology annotation, biological process: intracellular protein transport; retrograde vesicle-mediated transport, Golgi to endoplasmic reticulum; Golgi organization. The transcript has 13 exons. Gene Ontology annotation, cellular component: COG complex.